Molecule: messenger RNA, 360 nt
Organism: Schizosaccharomyces japonicus yFS275
Lineage: Eukaryota; Fungi; Ascomycota; Schizosaccharomycetes; Schizosaccharomycetales; Schizosaccharomycetaceae
Exons: 1
Coding region: 1-360 (119 amino acids)
Source: RefSeq, a predicted model, not a curated record
AUGACUUUUUACAAGAGGAGGAUCGGUAUGUCAGGGUCCAGCGAUGAUUUAUCCCUAACCACGGUAGAAACAUUGUCGACAUGGGUCGCUUCUUUUUUGGAGCCCUGUUGGCUACUACAGUUGGUAUGUCAACAACGGUCGGGUUCAGCUACUUUGUACGCCCUUCUUCCGUUCCUUUCUUUCUUGUUUUUUUUUCUUUCUCUCUCCCUCUUCCUUCCUUCAUUUUCUAACUCGUAUAGGCCUCCCAAUUAUGUUUGUCCACUUAAAGUUGUGCACUCAGACUGCUGCUUGGAUGGCCUUCUUCGGCGGCAGUAUCAUCUACAUUGUGGUCAACUUUUACUCCCGAUUCUUCUCUGUUGA